Molecule: messenger RNA, 1527 nt
Organism: Ylistrum balloti
Lineage: Eukaryota; Metazoa; Mollusca; Bivalvia; Pectinida; Pectinidae
Product: amidophosphoribosyltransferase-like
Exons: 11
Coding region: 1-1527 (508 amino acids)
Biological process (GO): purine nucleotide biosynthetic process; purine nucleobase biosynthetic process
Molecular function (GO): amidophosphoribosyltransferase activity
Source: RefSeq, a predicted model, not a curated record
AUGGAGUUUGAAGCCAACAGUAGCCAGACAAUAACUUCUGAUGAGGAUACAGGUCUUCAUGAGGCUUGUGGUGUGUUUGGUUGUGUGGCCACUGGAGAGUGGCCUACCCAGCUCGAUGUGGCUCACACCAUCUGUCUGGGACUGGUCAGUCUGCAACACAGGGGUCAAGAAAGUGCAGGAAUUGUGACAAGUAUGGGUGCAAAUGACUCGCUGCAUAGACAGAAGAAAGGCAUGGGACUGGUCAGUCACAUCUUCAGUGAAGAGGACAUGGUCAGACUACGGGGCAACAUUGGACUGGGUCAUACACGAUACUCAACCCACGGAGAGUCUGACACUUCUAAUGUACAGCCCUUUGUGGUGGAGACAUUGCAUGGCCUUACAGCUGUGGCACAUAAUGGACAACUUGUCAAUGCCAAGUCCCUCAAACGUAAGUUACUGCGACAUGGAGUUGGGUUGUCAUCAGGAUCAGACAGUGAACUAAUUACACAACUUCUCACACACAUGCCAGAAUGUGGAGAACCAGAUGGAGCCAACUGGGUUGGAAGGAUUAAGAAGAUCAUGCAGGAGACGAAAGCAUCAUAUGCAUUGGUCAUUAUGAACAAGGAUAAGUUGUAUGCAGUACGGGACCCUAUUGGAAAUCGACCACUAUGUAUAGGCAAGCUGCUUCCUGCUGCAGCGUUCUCAGGGAAGAAAAUCCUUGAUGACUCCGAGGUAGAUGGAUGGGUUGUGGCUUCCGAGUCCUGUGCCUUCAGCAGUAUAGGCGCCCGAUACUACAGAGAAGUUCUCCCAGGAGAAGUUGUGGAAUUGAGCAAGAAGGGAAUCCGAUCAGUAUACAUGGCUCCCAAACACAAACAGACCCCGCCAGCCUUGUGUAUAUUUGAGUAUGUGUACUUCGCCAGAUCUGACAGUGUAUUUGAAGGACAGAUGGUGUACAUGGUGAGACAGAAUUGUGGAAGACAAUUAGCCAAGGAAGCACCUGUAGAUGUAGAUAUGGUCAGCACCGUUCCCGAGUCAGCCACGCCCGCGGCCAUGGCUUAUGCUGCUGCUAUAAACACACCUUACGGAGAGGUUUUCACAAAGAACCGCUAUGUCGGACGGUCCUUUAUUCAGCCAAACAUGAGGCUACGACAGCUGGCUGUCGCUAAGAAAUUUGGAGCUCUUUCACAGAAUUUCAGUGGCAAGCGGAUUGUGCUGGUGGAUGACUCAAUUGUUCGAGGUGUGACGAUGAUUCCUAUUGUCAGACUUCUCAAGGCUGAGGGGGCAAAAGAGGUCCACAUCCGGAUUGCAUCACCUCCUAUCAAGUAUCCCUGUUACAUGGGAAUCAACAUCCCUACUCACCAGGAACUUGUGGCCAACAAAAUCCCCGUCGAUCAGCUGGCUGACUACUUUGGGGCGGACAGUUUACAAUACCUUUCUGUAGAAGGUCUCAAGGCAGCAGUGACUGAAGGAAUAAAGAGUGAAACAGAAUCAACUGGUCAUUGUGUGGCCUGUCUCACGGGAGAUUAUCCAGUGGAACCAGACUGGUGA